Molecule: messenger RNA, 303 nt
Organism: Porites evermanni
Lineage: Eukaryota; Metazoa; Cnidaria; Anthozoa; Scleractinia; Poritidae
Source: the annotation of a GenBank genome assembly
AUGCCGAUUACUUAUCCGAGACCGUGUCCAAAGUGUGGCAAGAAGUACAAGAACAGAUUUGACUUUUGUCGUCAUAAGAAAUAUUGUGGAACUAAUUUGAAAGUUGCAUGUUUACACUGUGACAAGUUGUUUUCGAGGAAGGACAAAAUGACUGCCCACGUUAAAAAAUUCCAUUCUGAAGCAGCAAAACGGAAAGCUGAAGAAGGUGCCGAGCUCUUACGUCUAGAGUUAUUGAAUUCUGGAAAGGUACCUCGAUUAGGUAAUGAGGAACAGACAGGCGGGGCUGUGACUACCCGUGGAAUG